ACAUAAUCUUUUUAUUUUCUCAGUUGAUCAUGACACCUCCAGAAAGGAUGUGGUAUUCCUUGUGGAUGGUUCUGAUGGCACAAGGAAUGGAUUCCCAGCAAUGCGUGAUUUUGUUCAGCGAGUAGUGGGGAAACUCAAUGUGGGAGGAGACAAAGACCGCGUUUCUGUUGUCCAGUACGGUAGAGAUCAAGAAGUUCAUUUCUAUCUGAACACAUACACCACAAAGGAGGACAUUCUUAACACUGUGAGAAGUCUGAGGCACAGAGGAGGUAGACCCCUUAACACUGGGGCAGCCCUCCAAUACGUAAGGGACAACGUCCUUACUGCCUCCUCUGGAAGCAGAAGCCAAGAGGGCGUCCCUCAGAUGCUGAUACUGCUGAGUGGGGGAAGGUCCAGUGAUAAUGUUGACAUACCAGCUUCUGCCCUGAAAGACAGUGGGGUCUUGAUCUUUGGCAUUGGAACCAGAAAUUCCAGCAGAGAGGUUCAAGGGAUUGCCACUGAUCCUAGUUUUUCCCAGUCUGUUUCUGAAUUCACUGACCUCCCCAGCAUCCAGGAGCAGUUUUUCUCCACACUCAUAACUGUACAAGUUGAGGCCACACCCAAAACCCCAACAGUCAUAGUGGACCAAAGCAUUGCCAGAAAGGAUGUAGUAUUCCUGCUGGAUGGUUCUGAUGGCACUAGGAAUGGCUUUCCAGCAAUGCGUGACUUUGUUCAAAGAGUGGUAGAGAAACUCACUGUGGAGGAGAACAGAGAUCGAGUCUCUGUGGUCCAGUAUAGCAAAGAAUCAGAGGCCCACUUCUAUUUGAACACUUACACAACAAAGGAAGACGUUGUGGACACCGUAAGAGGCCUGAGGCACAAAGGAGGGAGACCCCUCAACACUGGGGCAGCUCUCCAGUAUGUCAGGGACAAUGUCUUUAUUGCCUCCUCCGGAAGUAGGCGCCUUGAAGGUGUUCCACAGAUUCUGAUACUGCUGAAUGGUGGAAGGUCCUUUGACAAUGUAGAUACACCAGCGUCUGCUCUCAAGGAGCUUGGUGUCUUGGUGUUUGGAAUUGGAACAAGGAGCUCUGAUAGCAGAGAAUUACAAAAAAUAUCCUAUGACCCCAGUUAUGCUCUUUCCGUGUCUGAAUUUACUGACCUCCCCAACGUCCAACAGCAGCUUCUUUCUGCUAUGGGCACUGUCAUUGUACAGGUCACAACCAUGACACCAACAGUAAAACCAACAAUCCUAGUUGAGAGUCAGGCUCCCAGGAGGGAUGUCGUGUUCUUGCUGGAUGGAUCUGAUGGCACGAGGAGUGGAUUCCCAGCAAUGCGGGACUUUGUUCAAAGAGUAGUGGAGACACUCGGUGUGGAUGAGAACAAAGAUCGCGUGGCUGUGGUCCAGUACAGUAGAGAUCCAGCCGCCCAAUUCUAUCUGAACACAUACACAACAAAAGGAGAGAUUCUCAACACUGUAAGAGGUCUGAGACACAAAGGUGGGAGACCUCUCAACACUGGAGCAGCUCUCCAGUAUGUGAGAGACAAUGUCUUGACUGCCUCCUCCGGAAGUCGACGCACUGAAGGUGUUCCACAGUUACUGAUUCUGCUGAGUGGUGGAAGGUCCUUUGACAAUGUUGACACUCCAGCUUCUGCUCUGAAGGAGCUUGGGGUCUUGAUCUUUGGAAUUGGAACAAGGAGCUCUGAUAGCAGAGAAUUGCAGAGGAUAUCACAUGAUCCCAGUUACGCUCUGUCUGUCUCUGACUUCACUGACCUUCCAAACAUCCAGCAGCAACUUCUGUCCUCGGUGGAGUCAGUUGUUAUUGACGUUACGCCAGAAUCGACAACAGAUUUAGUUGAUCAUGACACCUCCAGAAAGGAUGUGGUAUUCCUUGUGGAUGGUUCUGAUGGCACAAGGAAUGGAUUCCCAGCAAUGCGUGAUUUUGUUCAGCGAGUAGUGGGGAAACUCAAUGUGGGAGGAGACAAAGACCGCGUUUCUGUUGUCCAGUACGGUAGAGAUCAAGAAGUUCAUUUCUAUCUGAACACAUACACCACAAAGGAGGACAUUCUUAACACUGUGAGAAGUCUGAGGCACAGAGGAGGUAGACCCCUUAACACUGGGGCAGCCCUCCAAUACGUAAGGGACAACGUCCUUACUGCCUCCUCUGGAAGCAGAAGCCAAGAGGGCGUCCCUCAGAUGCUGAUACUGCUGAGUGGGGGAAGGUCCAGUGAUAAUGUUGACAUACCAGCUUCUGCCCUGAAAGACAGUGGGGUCUUGAUCUUUGGCAUUGGAACCAGAAAUUCCAGCAGAGAGGUUCAAGGGAUUGCCACUGAUCCUAGUUUUUCCCAGUCUGUUUCUGAAUUCACUGACCUCCCCAGCAUCCAGGAGCAGUUUUUCUCCACACUCAUAACUGUACAAGUUGAGGCCACACCCAAAACCCCAACAGUCAUAGUGGACCAAAGCAUUGCCAGAAAGGAUGUAGUAUUCCUGCUGGAUGGUUCUGAUGGCACUAGGAAUGGCUUUCCAGCAAUGCGUGACUUUGUUCAAAGAGUGGUAGAGAAACUCACUGUGGAGGAGAACAGAGAUCGAGUCUCUGUGGUCCAGUAUAGCAAAGAAUCAGAGGCCCACUUCUAUUUGAACACUUACACAACAAAGGAAGACGUUGUGGACACCGUAAGAGGCCUGAGGCACAAAGGAGGGAGACCCCUCAACACUGGGGCAGCUCUCCAGUAUGUCAGGGACAAUGUCUUUAUUGCCUCCUCCGGAAGUAGGCGCCUUGAAGGUGUUCCACAGAUUCUGAUACUGCUGAAUGGUGGAAGGUCCUUUGACAAUGUAGAUACACCAGCGUCUGCUCUCAAGGAGCUUGGUGUCUUGGUGUUUGGAAUUGGAACAAGGAGCUCUGAUAGCAGAGAAUUACAAAAAAUAUCCUAUGACCCCAGUUAUGCUCUUUCCGUGUCUGAAUUUACUGACCUCCCCAACGUCCAACAGCAGCUUCUUUCUGCUAUGGGCACUGUCAUUGUACAGGUCACAACCAUGACACCAACAGUAAAACCAACAAUCCUAGUUGAGAGUCAGGCUCCCAGGAGGAUGUCGUGUUCUUGCUGGAUGGAUCUGAUGGCACGAGGAGUGGAUUCCCAGCAAUGCGGGACUUUGUUCAGAGUAGUGGAGACACUUUCGGUGUGA
Molecule: messenger RNA, 3160 nt
Organism: Oncorhynchus gorbuscha (pink salmon)
Lineage: Eukaryota; Metazoa; Chordata; Actinopteri; Salmoniformes; Salmonidae
Product: collagen alpha-3(VI) chain-like
Exons: 6
Coding region: 101-3160 (1019 amino acids)
Source: RefSeq, a predicted model, not a curated record